Thelazia callipaeda (thelaziosis nematode) is the source of this 1122-nucleotide messenger RNA. The record is from the annotation of a GenBank genome assembly. NCBI's taxonomy places the organism in Eukaryota, Metazoa, Nematoda, Chromadorea, Rhabditida, Thelaziidae.
AUGACAGAAACAAGUUUGAGGCCACAAAUUCGUAUUGGUGCAGUAGUAGCAGAACAAUGGUCUGUAAAGAAGAAACUUGGUGAAGGCAGUUGUGGAAUGGUUUUCUUAUUAAGAAAUAUUAAAUAUCCAAAGGUACAUGCAGCGAUGAAAGUUGAACCACUGAUGGCGAAUCAUGAAGAUGAGAUUCUGAAGAUGGAAGUAUUCGUGCUUAAGAAAAUGCAAAAAUCUAAUCACUUUUGCCGACUAUAUGGUGCAGGUCGAACUAGCAGUUUCAAUUAUAUGAUAAUGUCACUUCUUGGCAAAAAUUUGGGUGAUUUACGAUUUAUGAUGCCUUCGAAACGUUUCACUACUUGUACAAGUGUCAGAUUAGGCAAACAAGGGUUGCAAGCUUUAAAAGAUUUGCACCGAAUAGGAUUCAUACACCGCGAUGUGAAACCUUUGAAUUUUUCUUUUGGUUCAACACAAUCUACGAAACGAACAUUAUUUUUGUUUGAUUUUGGUCUGUCACGACAAAUUUUUCUACCUGUUCAAGGAACCAAUGAAUUGAAACUUCGGGAACAGCGAAGAAAAGUAGCGUUUCGGGGAACUGUUCGUUACUGCUCGUUAAACGUACAUCAGCACAAGGAACAAGGCCGGCAUGACGACUUAAUCUCACUGCUAUACACUGUCAUUGAGUUCAUUACCGGUGAAUUACCCUGGCGAGGACUGAAUCGGCAUGAAUCAGCUAGCAUUAAAGCAAGUAUACCAGAUAAGAAACUUUUCAAUCACUGUCCAGGAAAUUUUCCAGUACUUUACUCAUAUCUGAAAGGAUUGGAAUACAAAGAUUCUCCGAAUUAUGAAUUUGUCGAUGAAAAAUUUAGUACUAUUUUAUCAAGCAAAAAUAUUAAAGAAGAAUCUCCGUAUGAUUGGGAGCAGGGUGGACGGUACUUUGAUACUGUGGCAGGUACAGUAAUGCCUAAAAGGCGUAGAAAUCCCGACGAGCAAGUUGAAAAAGAUUCGACAUCAACAGUGAGGGAAGAAGUACCAUCGACUGAAGAAGGAGCAUCGACUGAAGGAAUUGAUUCAGAUAUGUCAGGGGCAGAUAAAGAAAAUACAUUAGAUGAUUUGCAAGAAAUUAAAUGA